GUCUAUAUAUUCUUGGAGAAAAAGAAAGUCUUGAAAUCAUAUCAUUUCCAAUACGCACAAGUUGAACACUGAAUCUCUUCAUUCUGAAAUCACAUUGCAUCACCGUAUACAACCAAUAUGUCUUCCUCCUCAUCAACAUCAUCGUCAUCAACGUCGAAUAUACAAAAAAUCAAAAAACUCUUUAAGCUCAAGUCCCCAUCCACUUCACGCUCUACCUCACGCUCCACAAGCCUACCCAGCACCUCUCUCAACUCUCCCCAUCCCUCACCUACAUUCGACUCCAAACCCCGCAUCCAUUCCUCCUCAACCAUAACCUCAAUCACCUCUUCCCACUGCUCGCACUCCUCGUAUCCCACCUCGCGCAAAGGAUCCACAUCGGGACUCUCCACAUCAGGCCUCUCCACCGCCGCCGCAUUCUCCCUCUCCUCUUCCAACCACACCAUCCUCGAAGACUCCCGCAAUUCCAUCGACUCACGUAAUCGUAUCGCGGGCCUCGGACUCCGCGGAAGUGGAAUUGGAAUGACAGGUGCGCAGACGAGGUGUAAUAGUCUAUCGUCCAUGAUUUCGAUAGGGUCGUUGGAGAUUGAGAAGACCGAGACGUUUGGGGUAGAGAUUGAGGAGAGGGGAGAUGCGGAUUUGGAUUUGGAAAGCAGGAAGGAGAGGAGGAGGGGCAAGGUGUGGGAGGGGGAAUUGGGGGAGUGGAUUUAUUAGGUUACGGGAUUUUUUUUUAUGUCUGGGCAGGGUUGGGUCGGAGGAGAACUUCACGCUUUGGAGGAGAAAAAUUCAUUAUCAAUCAUCUCUCGAAUGAUUAUCUUUCUUUUGUCUUUUGGUUUGGGAUACGUGUAUAGCGUUGGUCGGUUGUGCCUGGAUAGAAGGUAGCCAGACAGCAAGGGCCUUAAUAAAGACCGAGGUCGAGGGAAAAAUGGGAAUGUACGGAUGGAUGCAUGGAAUGGUUACCUACAUGGAUAUGGAAGUAUCAAGGGCUGAUUACUUGAGUAUCAAAUGAAUAGGAUGGAUGGGAUGGGAUGGGAUGGGAUAGGAUACAUCGGACUUUAAUCGAGCCGAUCUUUUUUUUGUUUUCGUCUUUUCGGACAUGCUGGGAUGGGGAAGGGAAACUUAUGUGUUAUGAUAUCAUCACGAACUCUUUUUGAAAUUUUUAUAUUUUGAUCA
Messenger RNA from Botrytis cinerea B05.10, 1170 nucleotides. RefSeq lists its product as hypothetical. NCBI's taxonomy places the organism in Eukaryota, Fungi, Ascomycota, Leotiomycetes, Helotiales, Sclerotiniaceae. The transcript has 2 exons. Bases 118 to 711 code for a protein of 197 amino acids. The record is from RefSeq and is a predicted model, not a curated record.